This is a messenger RNA of Mytilus trossulus (common blue mussel), 1630 nucleotides long. Its product is annotated as innexin unc-9-like. The transcript is spliced from 2 exons. The record is from RefSeq and is a predicted model, not a curated record. The coding region runs from base 190 to 1428 and encodes 412 amino acids. Lineage: Eukaryota; Metazoa; Mollusca; Bivalvia; Mytilida; Mytilidae.
AUCACCCAAAUCAUUCAAUCUACCUUCGUGUAUUCCCCUUACCUGUGUAAUUAUCCAGGUCAAACUAUACCCCGUUGUAUUUAUUAUUAACUUAGUUGACAAAGUUGACUAAACAGUGCGUAUGAUGAAAUGAAAAAAAGGAAUAUUACUUAAAAUGUAAAAGAUUGGGAAAAAUUACAGCCACAGAAAAUGGGAGCAUUAGAGGAUCUUAAAGACCACGGAGGUAAAAUCUUCAAAGUCGGAUUAACUGAUGACUCACGUAUCCACCUACUGAACCGUCUAUACUGUGUCGUAGUACUCAUUGUGUUCGUCGUCAUCGUUAGUGCUAAACAAUAUGUCGGCGAACCUAUACAAUGCUGGUGCCCGGCAGUAUUUGAAAAAAGUCACGUGGCCUACACAAACAAUUACUGUUGGAUAGCCAACACGUAUUACGUUGACUUUGAAAGCUCAUUGCCAAUCGAGCGAGAAAUACGAGUUGAUAAAGAGAUAGAAUAUUAUCAGUGGGUUCCUUUGAUAUUUUUGUUACAAGCAUUGCUGUUUUAUUUGCCUCGUAUGGUUUGGAAACGAUUUGGUGGAGGUUCUUAUAUAAACGUUAAACAGAUCCUCCGCCGUGCAGAUGAAGCUGUUUUUAUGACUCAUUCGGAAAGAAAUGAAGCUUUGAACGACAUUGCUAUGUAUUUAGAUAAGUACAUAAAAGUCAGAAACUGUAUUUCAUCGCCUUAUAAGAAAAUGGAAACGGUCAAAACCAAAAUGGCGAACGCGGGAGUACAUUAUGGGAAUUAUCUCUGUUUCCUAUUCAUGGUGACUUCAUUUUUAUAUCUUGCAAACGCCGUCGCCCAAAUAAUCCUCGUCGAUGCAUUUUUGGGCAAUGAUUUUAAAACACUUGGCUUUCAUUUUUUAAAGUCUUUAUUUAGCGGCAAGUCUUUUGAAGACCAUCUCCGUUUUCCUCGAGUGACAUUUUGUGACCUUGACGUUCGACAGAUGACCAAUGUCCAAACGUGGACGGUUCAGUGUUCUUUGCCAAUAAAUCUUUUUAACGAAAAAAUAUUCUGCAUCAAUUGGAUGAUGCUUGUAUCUAUGGUUCUCAUAAAUGGAACAAAUUUUAUCUACAACUUGGUAGCCAUAUUUUUGCCUUUUCGUAAUAGAAAUUAUGUACGGAAGUUUUUAGAUAUGGAAGGUAUUCGUGAUGGCCGCCCCGAGGAGACACCUGAAUAUGAAGAGAAUCUCCAACAAAACUUUGUUUUCGAGUAUCUGCGUCAUGAUGGCGUCUUUCUCAUUUGGUUUGUCAGCAAUAAAACCAAUCAAGUAAUUGCAUCGGAAAUUGUAAUUAAACUGUGGAAAAACUACGUAAAAUCAGAAAGAUUCAAAGAACAAAAUAAAGGAAUUGGAAUUGAAAUGAAGAGGAACAAUGAAGCUUCUAACACGUGACAUCACACGUGACAUCAUUUUGGUCAUUGUCCAAUCAAAUCGCAUUUUAAAUCUGUCUUACUAGUAUUGCAAUAUAAUCGAGGCUGUUGUUUCUUAUGAACGGGGACGAAGUUAGUGAAAUAACACGAAUCUAGUUUCAGUAUAUUUUCAUUGUAUUUUCAUUGUUCUUUUUCUUGUUAAUCAUAUUAUACUUUACAAAUAA